Messenger RNA from Sorex fumeus (smoky shrew), 858 nucleotides. It is a transcript of the gene PERCC1, whose product is annotated as proline and glutamate rich with coiled coil 1. The transcript has a single exon. The coding region runs from base 1 to 708 and encodes 235 amino acids. The record is from RefSeq and is a predicted model, not a curated record. NCBI's taxonomy places the organism in Eukaryota, Metazoa, Chordata, Mammalia, Eulipotyphla, Soricidae.
AUGGCUGCAGGUGUAAUCCGGCCCCUCUGCGACUUCCGGCUGCCUCUGCCCUCACGGGGGCCCUUCCUGCCCUCUGACCCUGAGCCCCUGGACACUUCGGAGGAAGAGGAGGAGGAGGAGGAGGAGGAGGAGGAGGAGGAGGAGGAGGAGGAGGAGGAAGAGGAGGGGCAGCAGCCCGGUGUGCUGGCCUCGGUCCCACGGAGCAGCCCUGAGCCGCCACCCAUGCAGCUGCUGCGUUUCUCUGAGCUCAUCAGUGGGGACAUCCAGCGCUACUUUGGCCGCAGGGACACGGGCUGGGAACCUGGUGCUAGUGACGGCCAUGUGGACAGCAGCGCGGGCCCUGGGCUUCGGGUUCGAGCCCUGGCGCUGGGGGAGAGCGAGGCGGCAGAGCCAGGGCUCCACUCUCCGGGGGGUCCUGAGGGGCAGCCCCUGGGGCCUCUGGCGGAGCUCUUCGACUUCGGGCUGCGAGGGUGUGCUGGGCCCAGGGCAGCUGGCCGCUGGCUGCGGUUGCAGCGCAAAUACGGCCACAUCACACCCAUGGCCCAGCGCAGGCUGCCCCCAUCUUUCUGGAAGGAGCCAGAGCCCAGCACCCUGGGCCUGCUGAACCCACACCCGCCCGACUUCAGUGAUCUGCUGGCCAGCUGGUCCACCGAGGCCGGCCCGGAGCCGUCAGCUGGGGGCACCCAGGCGUUGGAGGCUGAGCACUAGGCGAGGGACAGUGUGCCACCUCAGACCCCCUCCCCACCCCCGGGGGCUGACACACGACAUGCCCAUGAAGGCCUCCGAGCAGCGAGAGCCUGGGACCAGUGCGCCGAGGAACGUCUGCCCACAGGAGCUGUUGUUUUAUUUGGGGGGCGG